Messenger RNA from Diachasmimorpha longicaudata, 5616 nucleotides. RefSeq lists its product as uncharacterized. NCBI's taxonomy places the organism in Eukaryota, Metazoa, Arthropoda, Insecta, Hymenoptera, Braconidae. Gene Ontology annotation, cellular component: centrosome. The coding region runs from base 82 to 1506 and encodes 474 amino acids. The record is from RefSeq and is a predicted model, not a curated record. Gene Ontology annotation, biological process: microtubule anchoring. The transcript is spliced from 5 exons.
AGCUAAUUACAAAGGCGGCCUGAGGCAGCCAAAAUAUUUACAUCGUUUGCACCAUUCGAGGCGGUUUUUUUGUUUUUUAAAAUGAUAGACGGCAACAUAUCAAUGGAGGAGGACACAGAAUUGAGGGAUUUGGUUGUGCAAACAUUGGAGAACAACGGAGUCCUCGCUAAAGUGCGAGCGGAAUUGAGGGCCAGUGUCUUCCUGGCGCUUGAGGAGCAGGAGUCUGUUGCGAAUCCUGAGCCACUUCUCAACAAAACAGUCAAACAGUACCUGUCAAAUUCGGAAGGAAAACUACUAUUUUCGUUAGUUAGAGAGUUUUUAGAAUACUUCGGACUGGAUUAUACGAUUUCAGUUUACGAUCCAGAGACUUACAUGGGAAAGGAGUACAAUUAUGUUGGGAGGAAUAAAUUGUGUGAGAAGCUAGGGAUCAGCACGACGGAACCAUUGCUCGGGGAGCUGCUUAAGACCAGCAUCAAUGGUGCCUUCAGUAAUUCUGAUAAGAAUGACUCAAACGAUAGCAGACUGAAUAAAACAAGUGAGACAACAACCCUAAACAACGCAACAUUCGAGGUAACAGCACCAAAAAUCAUUCACAAAGACUCAGUGUCAUUCUCAAACGACAACGACUCAUCAGACAAAGGAGAGAGUGUCUCAGAUAUGAGCCAGGACAUGCCAAUAAACGUGACAAUAACCGACAAAAAAGUCAACAAUUCUGAUAAAAAUAUCGAUAAAACGUCCACUAAUGCAAUGACAGAAACGUCGAGCUGUGAAUUGCGUAAUGAAUCGAGGGAUAGCACGAGUUUAACGAAAAUAAACGACAAAACGGGUAACAAUAAUCACGACGAUGCUGAGAGUAAUGAAAAUACUAACCCCUCUUCAAUAAACGACACGAAAUCAACGUCAAAUUCACUGAAUGACAGUGAACAUUUUAUUAAGUUUGAUGAUACAAUAGAAGAUAGUGGAGGUGUACGUAACGAAGAAAUUAGUAAAUCAAAAGCGAGAAAGGAUGUUGAAUUACAGAAUACGAAUAAUGCUCAAAACAGACGAAAAAUCGAUGGUGAAAAUAAUUUUAGUAAGAGUGUUUUCUUCGACGAAAUCAUUGCCGAUGGUAAGAGGGAGAAAGUGGGGAACCCUGCAGGGAACAAGGGGUCUUUGCUGGGCGAUUUGCCGGCGAUUGGAGCGAGGGGAAAUUCAAUCUUUGGUGAUUUGCCACCACUGAAUGGGAAAAAGACGAAUAUCAAUGAUUUGAAGAAAAUUAUGGAUAUGGGACUAGCUGGCGAGAAUGUAGACAAUUACGAAGAGGAUUUCGUCUCCUCGGCGUCAGGGAGUGCGAACGAAGCGAGCCCAGCUAAAGAGAGUGAGAGAAAAGCCAAUGAGUCCCCGGAGAUUCAGAAUCAAAAGGAGGAGAAGAGCAUCAGUGCGAGGAGUGAGGAGAUCAGCGAGGAGAUCGACGAAGAGGUACUCAGCGCCAAUGUCUCGUGCGUGAGUGAUCCUAUUGUCAUUUGAAGUAAUUAUCUUCAUGCAUUCAUGAGCCAUGUCGCAGGUGGACUAUUUUAGUCCUUGUCAAUUUUUUUUGUCGAGUUGUCUUGCCAUGAUGCUCCCUAAGAUAAAAUAUUACGAAUUUUGGAUUUUUCUCGGACAUAACUGAUUGCAUGUUUUGGUUUCUCAUUUUUAUAAAUUUAUUCAGGAGGAAAGCCCAUGAAAUGCGCGACUAUUGGGAACUAUUUUUCAACUAACUGGUCAAUUUAUGGAAAUUAUUCGAUAUCAAAGUUGCAUCAUCAGUCAAAAAAAUCAAUGAAUCGAAUGGGAAAUUAAAUUUCUUUUCAGUAAUUCCAAGAAAAACACAAAAUUCGUAUUAAUGAGAGAAUAAUUUUUGCAUUUCAAUCAAAAAUAAACAACUGAAAUACUGGAGAUACGACACUGCCAGAUGUGGCUCAAUAAUCGUUAAUAAUUUAUCUGCGCAUAGGAUAAAUGCAGAAGGGUAUGCCCCGACUAUUUAAUUUCCCAGUGGAUAAUUUCCCCUCAAAAUAUUUGUACAGUAUAAAAAAAAAAUGUGACUCCGGAGAUUGAAAAACCUGUCGAAAUAUUUUUGUACACGACUUCUAGGUAUUAAGAAACAGAUACUAUAUAAAAACAAUAAAACUAUUUUUUCCGAAAGCCACGAAAUAAAUAUUUAAGAGAAUAAUUCAGGAGUGAAGUGAUUUAACGACCGGAACAGUUCAUUGUCUCGAAUAUAUCCGAAUUUUUUAAAAUUCGGAUUUGAAGUUGCGUUUUAUCAAGUUACUUUAGAAUUCAAGAAAAAAUAUCGAACGCUGGGGGAUCCUUUCUGCAUUUCUUCUAGAAUUGCGUCUAGUAUUACUGUAUAGUACUAUUAUUGUAUUGAUUGUUUAAUUUAAAGGCGAUUAUUAUUAUUUUUAUGAUAAGAGUUAUAAAAACGGAAUUUCAGACUCAAAAAUGUCGACAAAUGCAUUUUUUUUGUUAACUUAUUACCAUUUCCACCAUAAUGCAUAUUAUCCUACGACUGUUAUAUGUAUUACCUCAUUUCUUAAAUAAAAAGUAAAUAAAUCGGUGAUGAAGUGGUGAAACGUAACAGAACAAAACAGAACUAGUCCAUUUCUAAAUAUUUUUCUUGUUGAAUGUUGAGUUUUACUCAAAAACCAGGGGUUUUACGAGAAAAUGUCUCCUAAGCUUUUUUGUAGGAAAUUUGAUGAUCUACAAUUAAUGCCUUAUCACAUUUUCCGGUAAACCACUUGCUAUUGAGAUAACCGCACACAUGAGAAGUCAAAUCAAAUUGUACUUGAAAAUUACGUUCUGUCACUCCAUCAUUGAGAUGAAUAAAAGUUAACUGCUAUGGUGUUCAAGGACACCAGUAAAUUAUCCGUCUAACGAAAAUGGAUUGCCUAGAAAUAAUGACGAAAAUGUUUUUGAAUGAACAAAAAAAUAAUAAAUCUAGUGGUUAUUUUUUUCUUGAAUGGUGCUAAGUAUUUGAAGGUUUAAUGAAAAUUGUCUAUGAGAGUUGAGUUAAGUGCUUAUCUAUUUUUCUUGAAACAAUUAACAAUUGAUGAGUGAACAAAAAUAAUAAGGGUUCAUGCUAACUGUGGAUUAUUGAGUUUUUGGGCAAUCCAAUAUUAAGAGUAAUUAAUUAAUGAAACUAGUACAAUCGAAUGAUGAAUUACGAAAUAAAGUGGAAUGGGGAAUUUUUUUAAAACAAAAAUCAAAUCGCUAUUUCUUGGUUUCUGUCACACGUUUAGGGCUCACCGAAGAGCUCGGUAAAUUUCCCAUUUGAAAUAAAGUUCUGAGUCAUAUUUACUCCUCCUCAGAAGUUACUUCCAUAAAUUUCCUCAUUCCACUUGGAAAAUAUAAUCAAAAAAACGAGUAAUUUAAUGAGAGAAUGACGAAUUACUUCGUUGGUCAGUGUUAAGGGCAACGUUCAAGCUUCGAAUGUGAAAUUCAAUUGUCUCAUACAAGGCUGCAAUUUUUUAUUUGAAAAACCCGCUGAACAGUUUUGGAGAAACAAUGAAUGAGCUUCGAUAAAUGCCAAUUUAUUUCCUGAAAAAUAAUUCGGCAGUGAAGUGGUGAAAGCUCAUCAGUUUUAGAGGUUAUGUCUCGCGAUUGUUAGUAACAAUGAUUGAACUAUUGAGAGUACAACUGCACCCUAGAUAUUUUUAAGAAACAAAAUGAAAUUUUCUCUGAAUUGCGUAGAUGAAUUGACGGGAAGCAUAACCCCUUUGUUGUACAUGAGCCAAUAUAAUGGAAUUUUUUUAGAACAAUUAAGAUCUUCAUCCCUUCACUGCUGAUGUACAAAUAAUCACUGAUUAAACUAAAACUGAGUGAAAGAACAGGUGUGUUCCUGGCCAAUCAGCGUGGUUACAUUUCGUUAUCGCCGUACCAUAAAAUAGCAAAACAAUCAGUCAUUUAUUUUUACAGAAAACGGAAUAUAAUUGAGAGAAAAAAAUAGAAAAAAAAACAAUAAACAAGGAACAUAUUCAGGACUGCAUUUCCACAUUCCCACAUGUAUGUAUGUGUGUAUAUUUUUUCUAGGCAUUAAGGCAGUACAUUCCAAUACGAUUUUACCCUCCACUUCGUUCAUAGACGUGACUAAACGUCUGUCGAAAUGAUUGUAUUUUUUAGGAUAGUUUCUAAGUAAAAUUAAUAGCUUAAGAUUUUCUUUUGCUUCUGAAGUGUCAAAAUAUUGAAUAGGACGAUUGAAAAUAGCUUCGUUAGAAAGUAAUUACUUAAUUUUCUGAUGAAGUGAUUUUCAAGCUGAAACUAGAGUCGACAGAUCAAUUUCCAGAUGAUUUCUAUUUUUUAUUUAAUAUUCCGCAACAAAUACAAUAUCUAAUCUGAAACCUCCUUUUUGCUCUAGUAAAAGUAUCUUAAAUAUAUAUUAUAUAACAUUUUUGUCACUCGGUGGCACGAUUGGCUUUCAGUUUUCUCCUUGGUACCAUUCGUCGCUCAUUUCUUCGCAGUAUAAGGACUAUCUGCUAAUGAGAAUAUUCCUCAAAUAUUAAAACGAAAAUUUUACUCGUGAUUUUACUUGUGAAUCAUCUGAAUCGUGUAUAGAAAUUUAGUGUUCUUAAUAAUAAUUAAUUAUCAUUAAUUACGAGUCAUAAUUAAUGAUUAUCAAUUAUUAGUCUCAUGCGAUUAAUUUUUUUCUGUAGAUUGAUAUUAAAUAAACAAAAAUCGUCGUCAUUUGGAAAUUGGGCUGUUUAGGCUGCUUGAGCUUCUCUGCGUAAUUUAUUAUGAUAUUUAAAAUUUUACUUCCUAGAUUUUUUAGACACUUAAUUGCUGAUAAAUAAUUGUUGUACUUACGAUGAUAAUUUUACUGGAUUUCUGUUCAAUGUUGAUAAUGACCACUGACGCGCUCGUGAAAAAUAUUUCUACACGAAUUUCUUUUUUUUUUUUCAAGUAUUAAAUCACUGUUGGCGAUAUUUUUCAUAAUACGACGGAUUAAAUUCCUCUGGGAUGAUCAUACUGUAACCACGUUGAAUUAUUGGUAGCUAUAUUGUGCCUUUUAGCCUAUUAGAUUCUGAAAUAUUUAAUCAUAAAGACAACGUGAAAACUGCGAUUAAGUAACUCAAGUGGAAUUGUUUAAUUCAAUUCACCGUUAAUUGUCCACAUUAUGAAUAAAACAAAAGUGUAAAUUUUCACGAUUCGAGAUGAAUUUUGGCAUUCGAUUUUAACAGUUUGCAUCGUUCAUUUAAAUUUAAUUGAUAUAAGUAUAUUUAAGAAUUGGAAAUUGCACUUUUAAGAAUGUUUUCAUGUACAUAGACUUUCCUUUUUUUUUCUAUUUCAUCUCAGUCAAUUUGGUGGUUGUUUUUGUGUUAAUAUAAAAAAUUAUAGAAUCAAAAUAUUUAAGAAUGGAGCAAAUGAAUCGUCUAUUGAAUAGCACUCCAUUGAUUUCAGUUUAUCUGGCCAUUGAGGACGAUUUCAGGAAUUUUUCAUUUUCUUUUUAAAGGGUGAACGCUAGAAAAAAUAUUAAACGAAUUUGUGAAUGAAUUUGUGUGCAAACAAUUGGUAGAAUUAACGAUGCUGUUCCUACGAGUAUAAUUGUAAAGCUCAUUGUAAUGAUUGUAAUUUCAACAGCUGAAAUAAAACAGUGUAUUUACAAAUAAA